Messenger RNA from Nematolebias whitei (Rio pearlfish), 770 nucleotides. RefSeq names its product synaptogyrin-1. Gene Ontology annotation, cellular component: synaptic vesicle membrane; neuromuscular junction. NCBI's taxonomy places the organism in Eukaryota, Metazoa, Chordata, Actinopteri, Cyprinodontiformes, Rivulidae. Bases 1 to 606 code for a protein of 201 amino acids. The record is from RefSeq and is a predicted model, not a curated record. The transcript is spliced from 4 exons.
AUGGACGGGCUCCAGGCGUAUGGGGCGGGGAAGGCCGGGGGUGCCUUCGACCCUCUGACCUUCUUCAGGCAGCCUCAGACCGUGCUGAGGAUCUUCUGCUGGCUCUUCUCCAUUGUGGUCCUGGGCUGUAUUGCCAAUGAAGGUUAUGUCAACCGGCCUGAGACGGUGGAGGAGUAUUGCAUCUUCAACCAAAACCAGAACGCCUGUAACUAUGCCGUUGCCGUGGGAAUGCUGUGUUUCCUCUGCAGUGCUGGUUUCCUGGCGUUGGAUGUUUAUUUUCCUCAGAUCAGCGGAGUGAAGGACAGGAAAAAGGCCGUCAUGGCCGACAUUGGGGUGUCAGCUCUCUGGUCUCUCGUCUGGUUUGUGGGGUUCUGUUUUCUGGCCAAUCAGUGGCAGGUCUCUAAACCUGAGGACAACCCUCUGAAUGAAGGCGCUGACGCUGCCAGAGCCACCAUCGUCUUCUGCUUCUUCUCUGUCUUCACCUGGGCGCUUCAGUGUCUGCUGGCUGUGCACAAGUUUAAACUGGGAGCUGACAUUGCCAUCUUCAACCAAGACUAUGUCGAUCCUGAACAACUGGAACCUACAGAGGCUCCGCCCACAUACUAGUAAAGCCCCGCCCAUAGUAAAAAUUUAAACAGGUGGGGUCUAAACUCUGCAGGGAAGUUUUCAAAUAUCUCGUUCGUUUCAUUCAUUAGCAUGGCAUGAACUAAAUUAGAAAGUCAGAUCAGUAGUUUUAUAUUUUUAAGGAUUUGAUUUUAUAUAAAAUGUAA